Molecule: messenger RNA, 309 nt
Organism: Lasiodiplodia theobromae
Lineage: Eukaryota; Fungi; Ascomycota; Dothideomycetes; Botryosphaeriales; Botryosphaeriaceae
Product: Glutaredoxin protein
Exons: 3
Coding region: 1-309 (102 amino acids)
Biological process (GO): cellular response to oxidative stress
Cellular component (GO): nucleus; cytoplasm
Molecular function (GO): glutathione disulfide oxidoreductase activity
Source: RefSeq, a predicted model, not a curated record
AUGUCUGCCGCGAAGACCAAGGCCCAGGGCAUCAUCGACGACAACGCUGUUGCCGUCUUCAGCAAGUCUUACUGCCCCUACUGCCGCGCCACCAAGUCGCUGCUCUCCGAGUUGGGCGCCAAGUACUACGCCAUCGAGCUCGACCAAGUCGAUGAUGGCGCCGCCAUCCAGGACGCUCUCGAGGACAUGACCGGCCAGCGCAGCGUCCCCAACAUCUUCAUCGACAAGAAGCACAUCGGCGGCAACAGCGACCUGCAGGCCAAGAAGUCGGAGCUGCCCAGCCUGCUCAAGGCCGCCAAGGCCAUCUAA